This is a messenger RNA of Pocillopora verrucosa, 843 nucleotides long. Lineage: Eukaryota; Metazoa; Cnidaria; Anthozoa; Scleractinia; Pocilloporidae. The record is from RefSeq and is a predicted model, not a curated record.
AUGGGCAGCAUAAUAUGUUCAGUAACAGCUCUUGUCGGUAACACAAUCGUUAUACUCGCUCUUUGGCGCAGUAAAUCGAUGCACUCCGCUACAAAGGCACUGUUCUACAGUCUUGCCAUCUCCGAUCUCGCGACAGGACUGACUCAGCCCUUAUUUGUUGCAUAUCUGUUGGGUGCCGCUUGGGACAACGCAUGGCUUUACUGUACCGUGGGUUUACCGUUCAGUCUGACGACUACUUUCUUUAGUAUGGUGUCUCUAUGGACGCUGAGCAUUAUCGCUGUGGAUAGAUAUCUCGCUCUUCAUCUCCUCACGAGAUACAAGACAGUGGUUACUGUCAAACUUAUUGUUCUUGCUUUAGUUUUGGGCUGGCUCAUCAGUGCCUUUUGUACGGUCUCUGUAAUUUUUACUGUUAAAUUUAGACAGAUAGUCAGUGAUGUUGUGGUUUUUAUCUGUAUUGUCAUUUCCCUGUAUUUUUACGGAAGGAACUACCUAACUUUACGACAGCAAAAACUUCAUGUACAAGCACUGCGCUCGUUUCAAAUGGAACAUUAUCGCAAAUCUCUAAAUAGCAUGUUUCUGAUAUUCUGUUUAUUUUUGCUAACUUAUGUUCCUAUAAUCUCUAUCUUCGUUUUUGUUAUAAUCGAAGGUUUUGGUAGCACAUCGCUUUUUAUAGUAGAUAUAUUGACAUUGAUCGUUAUAGCGAAUUCAUCGAUAAACCCUGUUGUGUAUUGCAUGCGAGUUCGAGAUCUGAAGGUAGAGGCAAUACGUGUCAUCCAAAGCAUUUUCUUAUGUUGGCCAGUUAUUUGGUUUAAAAAGAAAAAGGUGGCUCCUCUUCCAGCAUAA